Molecule: messenger RNA, 3120 nt
Organism: Kwoniella botswanensis
Lineage: Eukaryota; Fungi; Basidiomycota; Tremellomycetes; Tremellales; Cryptococcaceae
Exons: 3
Coding region: 1-3120 (1039 amino acids)
Biological process (GO): protein ubiquitination; ubiquitin-dependent protein catabolic process
Molecular function (GO): zinc ion binding; ubiquitin protein ligase activity
Source: RefSeq, a predicted model, not a curated record
AUGCCUCCCCCACCUCUAGUUUUCCGCAACUCCCCUCCUCCCGAGCGGUAUCUCUCCGAGGACUCACAAUUCAUCCCAGCUUAUGUUCCCGGUGUCCGUCGACUUGCACAACCCAUCCCGAUCGAUCCAGUCCUUCCGCCCACCACCGAACCGCACUCCUAUUCUCUCGGAUCACAGGAAUCCAUCAUGUCAGACAUCUCAGAUUCCCUCAGACCAUCCCCGCCUCCUCUGACAGUCACUUCGGACUUACCUACCCCAUACACCCUCAGAACACCAGCCGGAACCAACGCUUCCAACGCUACCAUCAGACCUAUCAUUACCAGUCCCGUUAGUCCGUCUGUAGAUGCGAAUAUGGAAGACGGUGAUAGUGCAUUAGUCAGGGUCAAAUCGUUCCCUCAUACCGGUGAUUUACUAGGAUCAUCCAACGAAGCUUCCUCCAGCAGGAGGGCAACUCCACCUCAGGUCGAAAUUGAGGAUGUAGUCAUGAACGAUGCGGAGGAUAAUGUAGAGGAAGGACCCGUCCCGUCUCCACGUUCGGAGACAGGGUCUCAAAUCGAGGAGGAAGGAACAGUCAGACUUGGAUCUUUGGCGCCUCGAGGAUCGCUUACAAGACUUCUACGCGACAUCGGCAAUCCCACAGCAUCUGCUAAUAGCUCAUCGCAAGCUCCAGCAUAUCUCCAACCCUUGUUGGAAGAUCGAGCGAGAGUCCUCGGAUCAAGGUGGUCACAAAACCCCCAGUCCAUAUCUUCCGAGUCAUCCGAUCGAGCCGACCCUCAUCGUGCGCCAUCUACGCGAUCCAUAUCUGAUCGAAGCCAAGGUCAAGCUGAAAUUUCACAAUCCGAUCUAAAUGAACUUGGACCUCUUCCCAGUACUGAUGACUCACUUAAUAACUUCCAAUCGUUCCAAUACGAAGCUCCUCAUCAGCCAUUCCCAUACGCGCAGCCUCUUUCAUACAGUCCAAGAAGCUCUGGCGGAUUCAUGCCGGGUGAUUGGGGAGAAGCAUACACUGCACAUACCGCUCCUCCACCUCUAAAUAGAGAACAGCAAGAUACUACCGAAGUCUCAAGAAUCGCUCCUCCACGAUUACGACAACCUGCUUCACCAACUGACUUUCGCACGUUGCCUUCACCAAUCGCUCAUACCCAAUCCGGUUCUCCUUCGACGGUGGAAAGACGGCUGGAUACCAUCGAAGCUAGGUUGGACCGAGCACGAGGUCGAAAUCAACGUAGUCCACCUACACCACCUAUGCUUGCGCCCAUGCAUGCGUAUGAAGGGAUGAGAAAUCGAUCGAAUGCUUCGAGACCCUACGAUUUAGCUUCGAGAUCGAGACCUUCCUCGCAAAUUGCUGAAGAGGGAUCAAGGAGAUCCUCGUACACUCGACCAUCAUCAGUCAGGCCUUCCUGGAUGACAGAUUCGUCAUCAUCGUCCUCAGUUACAGUCCCACCGCCUCGACCUAGACCCACGGCAUCCUUCGGAUGGGAAUCGGCAGAUAUCAAUACCUCUCCAUACUCGCGAUCGUUCUCAAAUUCCGAUAGACCUUCACCAACCCUUUUCCGAAGGCCGGCGAAUGAAGAUGAGAAUGGAAGAAUAACCCCUGUAUUCCGAGAUGAUCAAGGUGUCCGUCGGGAGACUAUCCGAUCUAGGUAUCUCCAAGCUAGAAUGAACAUGCUCGAUAAUCUCCGUACGGGGUAUACCACCCGACCGUAUUCGUCAUCUCCCUGGACAAUUUUGCCUGGUCAGGAUCGUGCUGACAACGCAAUACGUACUCAAGACGACGACAAUCAUGCUCAACAUGGGUCAAACUCUUCAGUGUACAAUCUUCCUACAUUUUUAGGCGAAGCUCCAUCGUCAACUCGUCACAUAUGGAAUCAAUACGACGAAGAAGAGUCGGACGGCGGCGUACCGUUCUUUGCUGAUAUCCCACAUCCCAGUGCCGAUAUUCCUCAUCCAGGCCAACAUCGACCAGGGAAUAGAAGAUGGAUGUCAUUCGAUGAAGGUGAGAGAGAAAGAAGCUCUUCUCGCACUCGACAAGGCGAUCAUGCCGUCAACGACAUUGUUGGUACUGGUAACAAUGUAGAUGAGCAGAAUUCUCUCAAUAGAGAUGUUAAUGAGGUGAUUGGUAGAAGACUUAGUCAACCUAGACCUAGAGCCAGAGCCACAUCCAUCACAAGAAGAUUAAGAGAUCCUCAAGGACAUCAUCCAAAUUGGGAAGAUACUCGAUUACCCAAUACUUCUCCUUCUUCUGCAGGUCCACCUGGACCGAGCAGAGAUCGACCACUUGCCAGGUCAAGGAUCGGUAACUUGUUUGGUGAAUUGGAUGACAACUCCCGCGGACAGCCAGAUAAUACCAGUAGAGCGGACGUACGAGAUCUGCGAGAUCCACUGUACGCAUUGUUCAAUCAACGAGAAAGAAGAAUCGCAAUGAAUGAAUUCACUGCUCCAGAUGCUUCAGGAAGAGUGAGGGAGUCAGCACGGUUCGGAAGUGCCGCUGGUGAAGCUGAACUGUUGUUCUUGGAGAGGUUAAGAUCGUCUAUACCUUUCCAAGGCGAUGGAGGUGAUAUAGUAAGAAUAGGAAGGAAUGGACCUGAAUCACUCAGUAUGGGCUUAUUGGAGGGUAUAAUGGAUAUUGGAUCACCCGAUUCACCUUUUGCAAUGUAUCAGCCUUUCAGACGGUUCGGUAAUGGUGCUGAACCAUUUGGCAAUUUGAAGAUUACCAAUGAGAUGGAUGAGAAAGAGAAGAUGAAGAUUGUCAGAAUUGUCAUUAGGUCUGUGCGUACAUUACCUCAUUCGCUUAGAAAGAAAGGUGCGGAAAGUACGUUGAAAAGUAUCAAAUAUGAGGAAUUCGGUAAGGAAGAAAACCAGGCUUGUGUGAAAGGGAUGGAGAAGGAUGAAUAUUGUUCCGUCUGUCAUGAUGAUUAUGAACCGCAAAGUGAAAUUACGAUAACACCAUGUAAACACAUGUAUCAUCAAGGAUGUUUAGAUACGUGGCUCAACACACCCAACACCUCUUCAUGCCCAAUGUGCCGACGAGACUUGGCAGCGUUGAGUCACCUGGCCAAGAUGGUUCCUAUGAAGACCAUGGAAGAAGCAUUACCAUUCUGGAUGGCUGUGGUUUCUUAG